Messenger RNA from Antrostomus carolinensis (chuck-will's-widow), 1846 nucleotides. Its product is annotated as cytosolic phospholipase A2 beta-like. Gene Ontology annotation, cellular component: cytosol. Lineage: Eukaryota; Metazoa; Chordata; Aves; Caprimulgiformes; Caprimulgidae. Gene Ontology annotation, biological process: glycerophospholipid catabolic process. The annotation marks the transcript as partial. The transcript has 17 exons. The record is from RefSeq and is a predicted model, not a curated record. Gene Ontology annotation, molecular function: calcium ion binding; calcium-dependent phospholipid binding.
CAUGCCAUGGGGAGCCCACCAGCCAAGAUGAAGUUUUGCCCCAUCCACAUGCUUUCCGUAAGAAUCAUACAAGCUAGGAACAUCAAGUCAAGAGACCUGUGGACAGUUCCACUUUCCUGCCAAAACCUUGUGGGGCAUUGUUAUUCACUGCUUGAUACGAGUCUGAAGUAUUUAGGCAUCUCGGGCUGCAGUAGACAUCUUCAGUCAAGUCCAGACUCCAGCUCUGAAAGACAUCACCUUGGAGAUUUCCUUUCACACCGUUGUCAAGCUUCACAAAUGACUGCAUCAGACUGCUAUGUGCGCUUGUGGCUGCCAUCUGCUUCGAAGGGAAAGCUUCAGACCAAAACUAUCAAGAAUUCUGACAACCCUGUCUGGAAUGAGACUUUCUACUUUAGGAUCCAGAGAGAAGUUGAGAACAUUUUAGAAUUGGCAGUGUGUGAUGAAGAUCCACUCACCAAAGAUGACAUGCAGUUCACAGUUCUUUUUAAUGUUGCUAGAAUCAGACCUGGAGAGACACUGCGUGAAACAUUUGCUUUGAAAUCAGAGAAAGAGAGCUGCAGAAGGAAAUGGGAAAGUUUGGAAGUGGAAUUCUGGAUGGAAAGAAUUCCUGGCCCUCCAGAGCACCUCAUUACCAAUGAUGUCCUAGUGUCCCGUGAGGUUUGCUGCUUGGAAGUGCAAGUGGAUGCUAAUGAAAGUAGGAAAUAUUUGACAGAGGGUAAAAAUCUCGUGCUUACGGUGCCUGCAUCUCAUGAGGGAACACAGAAAACUACAGAGGAGACCGAUACUUUCUACUUUCAUUGUGUGAAGGCUUGGGAGCCAGUUCUAAAAGUCAGACUGCAGAAAGUUUCUGAUAAGGAAGAUGACAACAGCAAUUUAAGUGACACCUUAACAGUACCACUGAAAUUUCUCCCUGUUGGACAUAGAGUGAAAGUAACCCUCCCUGUAAGACAUAAUGUGCCACUGCAGUUGUACCUCCAGUUAAAUGAUUGCACAGAAAAGCUGGAUGUGCGCUUAGGGUAUGAUCUGUGUCGAGAAGAGCAAGAAUUCUUGCAAAAAAGGAAGAGAGUGGUUGCCAGUGCCCUGAAAAGGGUUCUUCAUCUGGAAAGAGAUCUACAUGGACGUGAGGUCCCAGUAAUAGCUGUUAUGGCAACAGGUGGAGGUCUCAGAGCAAUGUCAGCUAUGUUUGGCCACCUCUUAGCUCUUCAGAAGCUAAAUCUGUUGGAUUGUGUUACCUAUGUCACUGGGGCUUCUGGCUCAACAUGGACCCUAGCAGACCUGUAUGAGCAUGCUGACUGGUCACAGAAGAGUCUAGAGGGGCCACUUAAGGCAGUAAAAGAACAAGUGACAAAAUGCAAGCUCAACCUUAUGUCUAUAGAGCAUCUGAAGUAUUAUCACAAGGAAAUAGCUGAAAGGACAAAAGCAGGACAUGUCUCAUCUUUUACAACUCUGUGGUCACUUGUUCAGGAAAUGUUCUUGCAUGAACGGCCAAGAAAGUACAAACUCACAGACCAGCGCAAAGCACUGGAGCAUGGACAAAACCCAUUGCCUUUCUAUUCAGUCCUCAAUGUGAAAGAGGAAAAGUUCAGUACUUUCAAAUUUAGAGAGUGGGCAGAGUUCUCUCCUUAUGAGGUGGCCAUACCGAAAUACGGAGCCUCCAUUCGUUCUGAAUAUUUUGACAGCGAGUUCUUUAUGGGAAGGCGAGUGAAGAAGCUACCAGAAUCUCGGAUCUGCUAUCUGGAAGGUCUUUGGACAAACAUCUUUACUAGGAAUUUGCUGGAUGGCUUGUACUGGUCCUCAAAUUCAAAUGAAUUCUGGGAACGAUGGGCCAAAGAUAUGGUAGAUAUAG